AUGGCAAACUUCCAGGCGCCGCUUUCGUCGUCCGAAAGUAGGAUGAAACAAGCAGUUCAUCUGAGGCCGCAAACCAAGAGUCCUACAGCUUUGGAGCUGACUGUUGCACAUUUGACUCCCAUGAGCCCUUCAUCCAAGACACACACUCUCCUAAGCCAUACCAGUGGUUUCGGAUACGACGUCUGGGAUCCAGCUCUCAUCAAGUGGCGCCAGUCGACCGGCACGACGAUCAAUGCGAACUCCUUUUCCGUUGAAUCGUUGAAGAUACCAUUGAAACUUCAAUCCGGUGAAGAUUGGCUCUACGGUAUCGGCUUUGAUUGGGCCGGCUACGUUGUGGAGUGGCUGACCCAGUUAUAUUUGGAAGAAUACAUGCAGUCAAACAUCUUCAAGCCAUUGGGCAUGACGAGGACCACGUUUCACAUAGCCAGAGCACCACGAACUCGAGCCAGCAAGAGCGAGUAUUGGUUUCUGCGCUCGGCCUCGUGA
Messenger RNA from Cladophialophora immunda, 486 nucleotides. RefSeq lists its product as uncharacterized. Bases 1 to 486 code for a protein of 161 amino acids. The transcript has 2 exons. The record is from RefSeq and is a predicted model, not a curated record. NCBI's taxonomy places the organism in Eukaryota, Fungi, Ascomycota, Eurotiomycetes, Chaetothyriales, Herpotrichiellaceae.